Triplophysa rosa is the source of this 1779-nucleotide messenger RNA. RefSeq names its product lysosomal associated membrane protein 3 (gene lamp3). The transcript is spliced from 6 exons. Gene Ontology annotation, cellular component: membrane. The record is from RefSeq and is a predicted model, not a curated record. NCBI's taxonomy places the organism in Eukaryota, Metazoa, Chordata, Actinopteri, Cypriniformes, Nemacheilidae. Bases 1 to 798 code for a protein of 265 amino acids.
AUGAUUCGCUCAAGUCGCAUCAUCCUUCUGUUUCUCGUGCUCUGUUCCCUCAACUGUCAAGGAAGUCCUCCCACCUCAAAUGCUAUUGAAUCUAUGACUAAAGAAGCUACAGAAGAGGGUCUUGUUAGCAUCACCAGUGAUGCACGGCCUCCCCUCACCAACGUCUCCAUCAGUCCCGUUCUUCAGCCCAAAGAAAGCAUCCCGCCUCAGUUUACAUACAUCUUGAGGAACCGUCAGGGUAAAGUGUGUGCGCGGGUCAGUCUGGGAGUGGAGUAUGUUGUGAGAGAGAACAAAAAGAAGUAUUAUUUCAACAUCAAUCCCAGUUUAACACGAGCCACGGGAUACUGUGGUGUCAGUGAAUCUCUGCUCUCAUUGGACUUUGAUGGUGGAAAUCUACAGUUCGUUUUCAAGAAGGAAGGCAGCUUCUCAUAUGUGAAUACCAUUAAAGGUCAUCUGAAACCUGCCCCUCCUUGUAAAAAUUGCAAAAACAAAACGUACAUUGGAGUUAUGGAUCAUGAAAAGCUAUUCAAAGCCACCAAUGGUCUGAGCUUCAAGUGCAAUACUGAGACGACGCUGAUACUGGCAGACUUCUUCAGAGUUAAACUCGUACCGCUGCAGAUUCAAGCGUUUGAUCUGAAUAAUGGAGCCUUUGGAAAAGAGGUUGAGUGCUGGGCGGAUUAUAACAGACGGAUGAUCCCGAUUAUCUUGGGGGCUGUAGCUGCAGCAGUUUGUCUCAUUGCAAUUCUUACCUAUUUGCUUGUCCGUGAGCGGCGCGGGCAAGGCUAUGAGCAGCUCUGAUGCUCUAUAUAUGUGCGUUAUACUAAGCACUAUCUCGUGAUUUCAUCAUGUUAUAUUGUUUGACUAUAUCGUUUUAGUAAACAGUACUGUUGCUCACUAGUCCUCCUUUGAUGGCUAAUUUUGAUUUGUAGAGAAAUAACUAAAAUGCAGUCAAAUAUAUUUUGAAAGGAUUAUCAGCAAAAUGCCUCUUGCAAAUAAACACAAAAGACUGUAAGAACGUAUUGAAAAUGAAAUCUUGUGGAUUUUUUCAUAAUAAAAAAGCAGGCAGAAAGCACAUUUAGCAGCCAUACUUUGCCAAGUAAUAAAGUUUAUGAAGCCUGAAUUUAUAACAAACUCCAAAUUAUUGACCUAUAGUUUGAUAAAGGUUAAGAAGUGAAUUUGUAUUACUGUACCUUUACAAAUCUAUAACUUUUAACUGAAUGAAUGUCGCUCUGUAACUAUUUGAAAUUAUUUUAAGCUGAUAUAAGUGUUUUAACAACUUCUGGUGUUGCUUUAUUUCUGGAUGAUUCCUCUGAAACACUGUUUGCCUUCAGCAUGUUCUAAAUAUUUUCGUUUUUAAUGUAUAUGAAAGAUUGUUAAUAUACAUUUGUGCAAGAUGUAAAAAUGUGGGCAUUAACACAAAAAUGAAUGAGUAAACCAAAGACAGACACAGUAUUAAAGGGGGAUAAGAGAUUCACUGCUGUUUACAUGCAGGGAUGUUACGUGAAGACUGUUUAGCUAAUGGUUUAUUAUGUAAAAAUUCAUGUUUGGUGCUGUGGGUGAGAGAGGAGAGACUGCUGUUUACUGUGAGGUUUCUGUGACAGCCUGAAAUAAAGACCCAAUUAUUAUAAAGCUUUAACCUUGCCUCUGAAAUAAAUUAAAUUAUGAUUAUAUGAAACUUUUAAAAAAUCAUAUUAAGAACAAGCCGUUUAAUAAACUUCAUGUUUAGCAUAUAAGGACAGGAAAGCAAGAAGGUUUUUUUUUUAUCAUUAUUUAGCCUAC